This is a messenger RNA of Apus apus (common swift), 2407 nucleotides long. RefSeq names its product OCIA domain-containing protein 2-like. NCBI's taxonomy places the organism in Eukaryota, Metazoa, Chordata, Aves, Apodiformes, Apodidae. The transcript is spliced from 8 exons. The record is from RefSeq and is a predicted model, not a curated record. Bases 290 to 670 code for a protein of 126 amino acids. Gene Ontology annotation, cellular component: mitochondrial inner membrane.
GGAUGAGCUCUCCUGCCGGGCCCUUCCCCCGGGGGCCAGUAGGUGGUGGUGGAGCCCCGCGACGGCAGGAGCCGCGGGCCGGCAGCUUGCCCUGCGGUGGCUGGCGGAAGCAGGAGGAGAGGACACCAAACAUAAAACGUGUAACUUCAGCCUACCAAGAUCACCAGUAGAGCAGAAGGAGAGAGACAAUGUCUUCCGAAACAACCCAACAGGAAAGUCAGCCAUCUCCGCCAAAGCAAACUGAAUGGAUUAAAUUCAGUAAGUUAAACCAGGUUUAUCCUUCCAGCCAAUGUUCUUUUGUCCCAUCUCACAACAUCAGAAUGCUGAAGAAGUUGCAAGGAUCCGCAAAGAGUGCAAAAGGGAGAGUUUCUGGUACAGAGCUCUUCCUCUGUCCCUUGGGAGCAUGCUUGUCACUCAGGGGCUAGUCUCAAAAGGUGUUUUCUCAGCAAGCCCAAGAUUUGGUGCAUUACCUAAGAUGGCAAUUGCUGGUGUCUUAGGUUUUGCCAUUGGAACUAUGUCAUACAUCAGAGAAUGCCAGAAAAAGUUUGAGAAAAUGGGUAUUGCACCAUUUGCUCCACAAAAAAAAAGGCAUUGUCAUCAUACUUGCAAAGAAUGUGAAACAAAAUUGGGAUCAAAUGAGAAACAGGGUUCAAAUCCUUCAGCAUCUUAGUCCCAGGUGUGGUGAAGAUGAUAAAAAUCCUAUGGAUCAGCUUCUUCUUUCAAGAUUUUAUGCUGCAGAGAUGAAAUAAUGACUUUGGUGUAAAUCAGCUUAUUGGGAGUUGUUGCAUAAUGUUAGAUAGUUCUGUUCAUAGUAAAUACCAAUUUCUUGUAAUGCAUUUUUUUGUAUUUUCCCUUUCUUUCUCUCCUCAGCAUUUUUGGCCCUUCAGUGCAAUUUAGCUCUUAGUGCUGAAAAGUUCAAAUUUGUCUGUUGUCCUUAGUUGCUGGCAAUACCUUGCAUCACAAGCAAAACAGCAAUACUGGAAUGCUUCUCUUCUGUGUCAAAAGAAAAGAGUGCAAGGAUGUUUAAAUGGGUUUGCAGAGUUAAGCACCUGUUCAGUCUCAGAGCUGAUUCCUUGUUUAUGGACUUUUAAGAGUACUAAGCUAGAGGUUGAUUGGAGUAUGAUCACACCACAGUUACUGUGCGGAAACAGCUUUUUUAAUUGGCUGGUUUUACAUAAAAGCCCCUUUGCCAGGCAGAUCAGAAGCAUGUACCACAUUCACAAUGAACAAAAAGAUACAGUAUUUUGGAACAGUUUGUGGCCAGUACACAAUCCAAGGCCAGCAGAUGUUGAGAAACACCUAGAUGGCACAUGCUCUCUAUGAACAGUACAACAGAAACUUCCAAGAAGUACCUCAGGAAAUCAAAAGCAGACACUUCCCCUAAACACAGUGAUGUUCACAUGGACAGCCACUAAUUUACAGCUACUGAAAAGGUGGGGCUCCACCAUCAGCUGAUGAAGCCUGUCUUCUGUGGGGCUUAAUUUGUUUGCUUUUGUGCCAUGCCCAUAAGUUAGUACCCUCUUUUGAAUCAGCUUCUUUGGGCAUCUUUACCUGGGCACAAAUAGAUUCUGCAAGCAGGAUAUAUGGAAUGUAAACAUAUAAAAUAACUAAUAAUUGGUUAUACAAAAGGCUUCCUGGAUUUAACAAGCCAUUAGCAUAAAUACCACCCUGAUAAGGUACUUGGAGGGUCUAUCCUAGCCAGACAGCCACCAGAAAGGAGGAGUAGUUUUAGACUAACUAGCCUCCCUCUUUUGUUGUUUUUGUUUUGUUUUGUUUGUUUUUGUUUUUUUUUCCCUCUAAGAUUUUGUGCCUUUCCAAAUUGGAAAUUGCUCUUGAAUUCUUGAUCUACUAAGAACCCUUGUAUCAACAGGGGCUUUAAUUAACCCUUUUAACCUUUCUACAGACCUUUUCCACAGCUCUUCCUCAGCAGUCUGAGUCAAGGGUACACAGCUGUGCUUUAUCAGAGCUGAUGCUUGGUGUACAGGCAGGUGAGCCUUGGGGAGCCUUCAUCAGGGGCUGUGAGGAGGGAGGGUUACACAACCAGAGAGAAGUUAACCUCCUCUGUGAAAAUCAUGUAAUUAUUACAGGUGUACUGUGAUAGCCAGCAAAACUGGUAUGGUGACAUGUCUUAGCUGCUUACCCUUCACCUAGCAUCUGCUGUCAAGAUAACAGCAACAAAAUGCACCAAGGUUAGUCGUGCCUGGGUUAUCUGAGGCAAGCCAUGACAUCCAUGUGAUGCAAAGGAGAUUGAUGUGUGUGAGAGAGAACCUUUCAUGUCAGACUCUCAGAGGUUGUUCUUGUGGUCAUUGUUACCUCCUGGGUUUACAAUUUAGCUACUUUGCUUUAAGUGUAGUUUUGUUCAGGUUACCUAUUACUUUGCUUUAAUAAAUGUACUGUAUGGAUCGAA